Messenger RNA from Oppia nitens, 1407 nucleotides. Its product is annotated as prolactin-releasing peptide receptor-like. The transcript has 4 exons. Gene Ontology annotation, cellular component: neuron projection; plasma membrane. Bases 1 to 1401 code for a protein of 466 amino acids. Gene Ontology annotation, molecular function: neuropeptide receptor activity; neuropeptide binding. Gene Ontology annotation, biological process: G protein-coupled receptor signaling pathway. The record is from RefSeq and is a predicted model, not a curated record. Lineage: Eukaryota; Metazoa; Arthropoda; Arachnida; Sarcoptiformes; Oppiidae.
AUGAGUAUGUGUGGUGGAGGAGAAUUAAAUAAUAAUAAUAAUAAUAAUAAUAUAACUAGCAUUGCCAGUAAAACUUAUUUUCCAUUAUUGAACAUUACCGAUGAUGAUAAUGUUGAUGAUGAUGAGGACAGUUUACGACAAUUAUUUUAUUCAAUACUAGCCAAUCAAUCGAUAAUUGUCGACAACAAUUACCCGGAAUUACGUAAUCGGAAAUACAUGAAAAAUUUGCUAAUUGUACUAGCUUAUACACUGAUAAUUAUAUUAAGUUUAUUGGGUAAUCUAUUAGUAUGUAAACUAUUUAUCAGAUGGCGUGGUUGUGGUGUUGGUUGUGGUGUUGGUUGUGGUGUUGGUGGUGGUGGCACCGGUAGGUUGACUACUACUACAGCUAAUCGUACGAUCAAUGUAUUGAUUAUGAAUCUAACCGCUAGCGACCUAUUGAUGACCGUUUUUACAAUGCCUGUAACUGUUAUCCGGCUGACAAUGGAUAACUGGCCAUUUGGCCAGGCUAUGUGUCUGGCCGUACCGUUUGUACAGGUAACAACUGUUUACGUAUCGACCAUAACAAUGGUAUUUAUAGCAGUGGACAGGUAUCAGGCACUGGUCUAUCCCUUAAAACAACGACUCAGUACACGGCUAUCGAAAUCGGUAAUAAUUGCCAUCAUUUGGCUAAUGGCCGGUGGGUUAGCCAUACCUCAUGCCCUAUGGAAUAAAACCGUACAAUUGAUGGCCGCUUUCGAUACGAUAUACCGGUGCCGUACAGUCUAUCCCCAACAUAGCGAACAACUUUAUCGUCAAGUGAUAACUGUUUUUACAUUUUUGACACAAUAUUUUCUGCCAUUAAUUGUUACAUUAGUAAUCUAUUUGACUAUAUCGACGAAAAUAUUUUCAAAAAUAAAUAUCGGCGAAAUGACGGCCAGACAAGUAUCGGCCCGUUUGCUAACCAAACGCAAGACAAUAACAAUGAUGUUAACCGUAUGUAUAGUAUUUGCCUUAUGUUGGCUACCGUUGAAUAUCUAUCAUAUUGUCAACGAUUUUGUAACAUUGGAUACAUUGGCGACAACAACCACAUCAUCAUCGCUAUCGUCGGCACCGUUAGGUAUGACAACCUUCCUGUGCUGUCAUUGGCUGGCAAUGAGCUCUGUCUGCUGGAAUCCGUUCAUCUAUUUCGGACUAAACCCUAACUAUAGGCGAGAGUUGCGCCGCGUAUUGACACUAACGGGUAGUUUGUGGCAAAAGUUUCGGAAAUUUUCCGGCAAAUCGACGACAUCGUCGACAACGCCACUGACUAACACACAAAACAAUUAUGAAUUGAUUAGACAGACGACUAAUACAACAUUGUUAGGUAGUGUCGGUAGUGGUGGUAGUAGUGGUGGACAACUGUCCCGUCAGAGUAGUCAGUAGAGCUAC